ACACGUGAGUAAACUAAACCCUUCUUCCUCUUUCGCAUUGUGACUCGUGAAGCAUUUUUUUUCUUUUUCUGUCACAGUCCUCCUCCCAAUCCCCAAAUCACCCCUCCUCUCGUCGAAACUCUCCGACCCCAUCUCCGAAUUCGCCUCCGGCAUCGUACCAUGUAACGCCUCGCCGGUACAGUUCAGUUUCUUUCCUCCCCUAACCCUAAUCUUCGCGUUUUCUAAUUUUCGCGCAGUUCUCUCUGUAACACAUCCGCGAUUCGCUUCUUCUUCCGUACAUGGCUCAACCAGACACUCUCACUAUCACUCCCACCAGUUCUAAGGAUGAAAGGGAAUCCUUGAAGAAUGACACUCCAAUUGACAACAAUGCUUGUAAUAAUUCUACAGAUGAAAGGGAAUCCUUGAAGAAUGACACUCCAAUUGACAACAAUGCUUGUAAUAAUUCUACAGAUGAAAGGGAAUCCUUGAAGAAUGACACUCCAAUUGACAACAAUGCUUGUAAUAAUUCUACAGAUGAAAGGGAAUCCUUGAAGAAUGACACUCCAAUUGACAACAAUGCUUGUAAUAAUUCUACAGAUGAAAGGGAAUCCUUGAAGAAUGACACUCCAGUUGACAACAAUGCUUUUAAUAAUUCUACGGAUGAAAGGGAAUCCUUGAAGAAUGACACUCCAAUUGACAGCAAUGCUUGUAAGGAUGUGACAAAGGAGAAAACCUUUGAUCUUCAACCAGUGUCACCUUUUUCUUCUGGUGUAGGUUUGCCAUAUGCACCUGAAGGGUGGCCUAAUCCUGGUGAUGUAUGGGGCUGGAAAGUGGCAAAAAGGAUGAACAAUUCUGGAUAUUUUACUGAUAGAUUCCUUACUCUUCCAAGAUCUCUUGAGAAGUCUCGUCGCAAGGCAGAGUUUCGAAGCAAGGCUGAUAUUAGUAGAUAUCUUCAAUCAAAUUAUCCUGACAUGAAAAUUGAAGCAUUCUUUGCUUUAUUUAGCUGGCAGAUUCCCUCAACUCAGCAAACCCCUACAAAAGCUAUAGAAUCACUAGAGACUGGAGAAGAUGCCACAGAUGAAAUUGGCACCCCAAGAAAGAAGUUAAAACAAGAAACAGGAAGCCUGAGUGUCCCCACUCACAAAUCUCUAGCACUAUUAGCUCUACCAUCAUCGGAGGCUGGAGAAGAUGCGACAGAUGAGAUUGGCACCCUGGGAAAGAAGUUAAAACGAAAAACACGAAGUGUCGGUCGCCCCCCGAAGAAGUCUUUUGGACUAGUUCAGGGUCGACCCCAUUUAACACCUGAUCAAGUUGUGAAUUUGGAUGACUAUCUAGAUACCUUGGAGGACAUGCUUGUUAUGCCUGAAAUUGAGACUACACCAUCGGAUCAUCUGACUCCUCCUACCGUUUUGGAUGAUAAUGAAAUGAUUGAGAGCUGCAAGAAGAAGCUUUCUUCCCUUCUUGCUAUAGAUUUUCCUUCUUUGGUCUCUCGUAGUGAUGUUGCAGAAGUUGCAACCCUUGCAGCACAUAUUCGCGAAGAUCCUAGUCUUAGUGUUGAUCAACUGUUUAAGUUGAAGUUGGUGGAACAAGUUCCGUUAGCUGGUGAGGCUUUCGUGGAGGCUAAGGAAAACAUUGAGGAGGUAAACAAUUUUUUAGCUGACCUAGAGGCAAAGAAACUUAAAGUUCCUAGUCUCAAAAAAGAGUACAACGAAUUAAAGGACAAAAUAGGCCAGCAAGAGGCUGAAAUCGACAUAAGCACUCUAACUAUUCGAGAAAUUGAUGAUCAAAUUCGGCAACUUAAAGCGAAACGGAACCGGAUAAGUAAUGGCCUUGAAACCAUGAAGAAGACUAAAGCUGAGCUGACUUCUGAGCUAACAAAUGUUGCCAACUCAAUUUCAACCAUUGGUCAUGAGAUUAAACAUGGAUUAUCCCAAAAGUCAAAAUUGGAGCUGAAGAAAGCAAACAAUAUCCGGCGUGUAGCCGAGAUACAAGAAAAGUUCAUCACUUUAAGAGGGUUAACAUUUUAGUCAAACUCGUCUAGAUGUUCUCAUUUUCACAAAAACACUUUUGGAUAGCUAUAGCUAGCUAUGCCGCCGUAAGUGAUUUAUAAUGUUUUUAUCUAUGUUUCUAACUAAUGGGUCUGCAUCUGUGGAAGUUGUGCUAUAUAACAUUGAGACUUAGUUACUUUGCGCGUAAUUAUGUUAUUAUUAAAAUUUGCAAAAUGACCUGUUUUGCAGUCA
Molecule: messenger RNA, 2219 nt
Organism: Glycine soja
Lineage: Eukaryota; Viridiplantae; Streptophyta; Magnoliopsida; Fabales; Fabaceae
Exons: 3
Coding region: 279-2006 (575 amino acids)
Source: RefSeq, a predicted model, not a curated record